Molecule: messenger RNA, 3663 nt
Organism: Papaver somniferum (opium poppy)
Lineage: Eukaryota; Viridiplantae; Streptophyta; Magnoliopsida; Ranunculales; Papaveraceae
Product: pentatricopeptide repeat-containing protein At3g22470, mitochondrial-like
Exons: 5
Coding region: 138-3605 (1155 amino acids)
Molecular function (GO): protein binding
Source: RefSeq, a predicted model, not a curated record
UCCCAUUCUCUCCGUCUCUCUUCGGCGGCAUUGGAGUAACUCCAAAACCCGAGACUCUGUCAGAUUUAUCAUCAAAGGUACAUUGCAUUCUCUCUUAAAUAUUUCAAAUUGCUGAAUCAAUCUGAUAUAUUACACAAAUGAAUUUGCGUUUUGUGAGAAAUUAUUACAACAUAUCACAACUUGAGAGUUUUGUGAGGGAUGAGUGUAAAUCUGGAAGGAUACAGAAGCUUGAUGAUGGUUUAAAUUACUUUAAUCAAUUGAUUGCAGAAAAACCAUUACCAUCUAAUUACACAUUCAAUCAUGUAUUUGGCUCGUUAUCGAAAAUCCAAUGUUAUUCAGAUGUGAUUCUGUUGUAUAAGAAGAUGAAUAUGGUUGGAGUAAGACCUAGUAUUUAUACAUUUAGCAUUUUGAUUAAUUGCUGUUGUCAAUUAGGAAGAAUUGAUCAUGGGUUUUGUUUGUUUGGGGAGAUGUUGAAGAGGGGUCAUCAUCCUGAUAGGGUUACUUUCACUACAUUGAUUAAAGGGUUGUGUCUGCAAGAGAAGAUUGAUUUUGCAUUCAAAGUGUUUGGUAAAAUGACUGAGUCAGGGAUUCAACCUGAUGCUAUUGCUUGUAAUACUCUUAUAUCCGGGCUUUGUAGAAUCGGUAAAGUGGAACUAGCUCUUCAGUUAAGAAACAAGAUGGGGAAUUGGAACUGCAGCCCUACUGUUGUUUCAUAUUCUGCGAUUAUAGAUACGCUUUGCAAGGAAGAAUUAGUUGAUGAUGCUUUGGCUCUCUUUUCUGAAAUGCUGAAAGAUUCAAAUGUUGUACCUCAUGUAGUUGUUUACACUUCUUUGAUCGAUGGACUUUGCAGUUCAGGCCGGUUGGAUGAGGCAAGGAGAAUCUUUGACGAGAUGGUUAGUAGAGGAAUCUUAGGAAAUGUAACGACAUAUAGUUGUAUGAUUCAUGGGCAUUGCACACAUGGUGAAUGGGAAGAAGCAAAAAGGUAUUUUAAUGAAAUGCUGGAUGAAGGGAUUUUACCCAAUACAAUAACCUUUACUAUAUGGAUAGAUGCAUAUUGUAAAGAUGGGAAGACUGAAGAUGCUGUGGGGUUAUUUAAAUACAUGGAUAAGAUAAAUAUAGAACCUGAUCUGAUUACUUAUAAUUCAAUGAUCAACGGUCUAUGUUUGGCAGGUCGGUUGCAAGAUGCGGAGGAACUAUUUGAAUCAAUGGUGGAUAGGGGCCUUGAACCGAAUGUUGUCAGUUGCACUACGUUAAUUGAUGGGUAUUGCAGGAAUCGUAAGCUGGAUGAAGCUAUGCAACUUUUCGAGAGAAUGAAACAAAACGGAGUGAAACCCACAUCAGUUACUUACAGUAUAAUCUUAGCAGGGUUAUAUAGAGAUGGAAGAAUAAAGACCGCAGAAAAUAUCUUAUGUGAGAUGCAGUCUCUUGGUCAUCACCCAAAUAAAAUUACACCCUGUACAGUUACGGAUGGACUCUGUAAGGAUGGAGAAAUUGAGGAAGCAGUAGAAUUGUUUGGAUCCAUGGAUGGUACAGAUAUGUCAGGUCAAGUGGUUCUGAAAGUAGAAACUAGCAGCCAGCACUGCCUUUCUAAAGGCUGUUCACGCCUUAAAUCAGCAUCUUUGAAGGAUGGAGAUUCGGAUCUCACUUAUUCCAUGAAUGGCAAAAGUUUGGUUGAACCAAAACCUGGAUCCUCUAUUGAUUCUAUUGCUCUCCGACGAUCUCUAUUAACUUUUGUUCUGGAAACUUGGCUUGAAAUGAAUUUGUGUAAAUAUUUUCAUUCGUUUCGUAACAUUGCGAGAUAUCAUUAUGCUUCCGGUGGUUAUAAUGGUAAUAGAGUAACACAACUUGAAAGUUUCGUUAGGGAUGAGUGUAAAUCUGGAAGGAUCAAGAAACUUGACGAUGGCUUGAAAUACUUUGAUCAGUUGAUCUUGGAAAGGCCAUUGCCAUCAAACAUUACAUUCUGUCAUCUGUGGAGUUCGCUUUCGAAGAUUAAAUGCUAUUUGGAUGUCAUUAAGUUGUAUAAAAAGAUGAGUUUGGUUGGGGUACAACCUGAUAUUUUUACAUUCACUAUUUUGAUAAAUUGCUGCUGUAAAUUAGGAAAAGUUGAUCAUGGGUUCUGUUUGCUUGGAGAGAUUAUUAAGAGAGGUUAUGAGCCUAAUGUUAUCACUCUAACUACACUGAUUAAGGGGUUGUGUCUUCAAAAUAAGAUUGAUAUUGCAAUCCAAGUGUUCGACAGAAUGACUAAGAUGGGUAUUCAACCUAAUGCUAUUACAUGUAAUACUCUUAUACAUGGGCUGUGUAUAACUGGUCAACUGGGUCGAGCUCUUCAGUUAAAAAACAACAUGUCAAAAUGGAAUAUUAAUUGCAGACCAGAUGUUGUUUCAUAUAAUGCCAUUAUAGAUACUCUUUGUAAAGGAGGUUUACUUGAUCAAGCUAUGGUUCUCUUCACUGAAAUGCUUCACGAUUCGAAUGUUGUACCCGGUGUAGUUGCUUACAAUAUUUUGAUUAAUGGGUUUGGCAAUUCAGGGCGGUUAAAGGAGGCAAAGAGGCUCUUUGACGAGAUGGUUAGUAGAGGAAUUUCUGCAGAUUUAACUACUUAUAAUUCUAUGAUUCAUGGUCAUUGUGUACACGGUCAACAGGAGGAAGCAAGAAGAUAUUUUGAUGAAAUGGUGGAUCGAGGGAUUUCACCCGAUACAGUAACUUUUAGUAUAUUAAUAGAUUCACAUUGUAAAGAUGGGAUGACGGAAGAUGCUUGGGGGUUAUUCAAAUUGAUGGAAAAGAUAAACAUAAAACCGGAUCUGAUUACUUAUAAUUCAAUGAUGGAUGGUCUGUGUUUAGUAGGUCGGUUGCCAGAUGCGGUGAAACUGUUUGACUCGAUGGUGGAUAAGGGUCUUGAACCGGAUGAUUUUAGUUGGAGUAUAUUAAUCGACGGGUACUGCAAGAAUCGUAAGUUGGAUGGAGCUAUGCAGCUAUUUAAGAAAAUGAAACAAAAUGGAUUGAAACCCACAACAGUUACCUACACUAUACUAUUAAGAGGACUAUACCAGGAUGGAAGAAUUAAGACUGCUCAGAAGUUUUUCAAUGAGAUGCAAUCUUUUGGUCUAUCUCCAAAUGAAGUUACUUACGGUACAUUUUUGGAUGGUCUCUGCAAGAAUGGAAAAAUUGUGGAGGCAAUAGAAUUGUUUGAAUCAAUGGAGGGUACUGGUAUCUUACCUAAUAUAGAAAUGCACAGUAUUCUUAUUCAUGGAUUUUGUCAGGCUGGCAAAUUGGAAGACACCAAGAAACUGUUUAAUGAGAUUCCAAAAAAGGGAUUAGAUCCUGAUGUAGUAACGUAUACCACCAUGAUAAAUGGCUUAUUUGACAACAGGAUGUUCUUGGAGGCUAACAAAUUGAUCACCGAAAUGGAAGAGAAAGGUUUUUUAAAGAAUUCUGUAGCCUUUAAUGUCAUCAUCAAGGGUUUUCUUGAAGGGAGGGAGAAUGAGGUGGCAUUACAAUUUCUUCGCAAGAUGCGUGAAAGAAAAUUUGUACCAAGUGAUUCUGUUGUUUCCUUGUUAACAAAAACUCUCUCAACUGAUGAACUGAAAAAUCUGGCACUGUCUUUGUGAGACCUUGUAGUUGUUGGUGUAACAGCGUCAGUUUAUUUUGACUAAUAUAUGAUUUCUU